Molecule: messenger RNA, 2971 nt
Organism: Solea senegalensis (Senegalese sole)
Lineage: Eukaryota; Metazoa; Chordata; Actinopteri; Pleuronectiformes; Soleidae
Product: selenocysteine insertion sequence-binding protein 2-like
Exons: 19
Coding region: 274-2310 (678 amino acids)
Biological process (GO): selenocysteine incorporation
Cellular component (GO): ribonucleoprotein complex
Molecular function (GO): selenocysteine insertion sequence binding; ribonucleoprotein complex binding; mRNA 3'-UTR binding
Source: RefSeq, a predicted model, not a curated record
CUUCUUCUUCUGAUCUUAUGUUGUUACACAGGUGUAAACAACAGCCUGUGUAUUUGUGUGAAUGUCCAGUUGACUUGCAGUGACGCUGUACUGUAGAGGGUGUCGCUGUGUCCUCGCGGCACAUGUACACCAGCUGUUUCCGGUCAUGUCAAACAAGCUGUAUUAGCCUGGUUAGCCGGCUCAGCUAACAACAUGUCGUUGUUACGACGGGAACUUUGACGACACGCCGAGUGAAGACGAGGAGACGUGACGUCAUCAUUGAAAACACCGAACAUGGAAAAAAAGAACUUUGACAGUAAACACCAGAGGAGACCGAUGAAGGCGUCAGCUGACUCCCCUCAUCUCAUUUUACCAAAUCCUCACAUUUCUGAACAGAUUUCUACAGAGAAGCAUUCAGGUCCAAUGGCAUUAAGGAAAGAAGGAGACACAGUGAGGAGUCAUAGUGCUGGAGAGAGCACAGAUAAUUUCCUACAGAGAGAGAGGGCGUCUGCACCAAAGGCAUCAAAACGCAGCACAAACGCUGACAGAAGCACAAAAGCAAGAGCUCAGAGGAGCUGCGUCCAGUUUGAGGUGAAGAUGUGUGAUUUCCCGGAGCUGUCGGGUGCUUCCGUGUCACCGCCCUCUGCUGGUCAGAAAGAGAGGAUGUCUGUGACCAGAAGAUCACCAACACCUCAAGAUCCACAGCAGAGCUGCCCGAAGCCACGCCCACCUGCUGUCUCAGCAGGUCAGACUGUGGUGACGUCGUGGGCCAACGUCGCAUCUCAGCCUGCGAAGAAACAGCUCCCUCAGGAGAAGACCACCAACCACGGCAGCAGCAGCUUGCAGUCAGGAGAAACAUUGAAUCGUCACCAUGACGACACCACAGCAAAGAAAAAACGCAGGAAGAAGAAGAAGAAGAGUAAAGAAGGUGAAGAAGAGGGGGAAACACUCGUCUACCAGGAACCUCCCAAAUUUGAGGAUGAAGAUGAGUUUCCAGGUUUGAUGAGCAGCAGCUGUUCCGCUAACAUCUGCACUCAGGAGAAGCAGAGAGACCGAGGUCCUCAGCUGUCCACCCAGGACAAAGCACCUGUUUCCAUGGAGACACUUAAAAAGGGACAGAAAACAGAAAAGGUUUCUGGUAAAAAGAGCAAAGCUCUGGUUCAGCUGGACAUCGGGAACGUGUUUGCUGUUUUGGAGAAGAAGCAGAGUCACAAAGAUAAAGCUGUCGUUCUAUCCGUUGGUGGAGGACUUCCUGUCGUCCACAAACUGCCGUCCUCUCUUCAGAAGAAACCAGAGAAGUUUGCUCACAAUCCUCUGGACUCGACCUGUCCACUGGUGAAGAAAGGAAAACAGAGGGAGGUUCCUAAAGUGAAGAAACCUACAGCUCUGAAGAAGGUCAUUCUGAAAGAACGGGAGGAGAGGAAACAGCAGCGCCUGCUGGAGGAGAGAGGAGACACAGGUGAAGAAGGUGGAGAGGAGAGAGGAGACACGGGUGAAGGUGGAGAGGAGAGAGGAGACACGGGUGAAGGUGGAGAGGAGAGAGGAGACGCAAACAUCACAGAGGAAGUGGUGAGUCCGUGUGAAGAAGCUGAAGAUCAGACCAACAAAGAAGAAACCAGGUCACAUGAUUCCUGCUGCGUCAGCACAGUCAACAUCCACAGCAGGAGGUUCAGAGAUUACUGCAGUCAGAUGCUGAGCAGAGACGUAGACGACUGUGUCGUCACUCUGCUGAAAGAACUGGUUCGGUUCCAGGACCGUUUGUAUCAGAAGGAUCCGAUGAAAGCUCGUAUGAAGCGUCGCGUCGUCAUGGGUCUGCGUGAAGUUCUCAAGCACCUUCGACUGAGGAAGGUUAAAUGUGUCAUCAUCUCGCCAAACUGUGAACGUGUCCAGUCCAAAGGCGGCCUGGACGAGGCGCUCUACACCAUCAUCGACACGUGUCGGGAACAGGAAAUACCGUUUGUCUUCGCUCUCUCCAGGAAAGCUUUGGGUCGCUGUGUCAACAAGGCGGUGCCUGUCAGUGUGGUGGGCGUGUUCAACUACGACGGUGCACAGGACCACUACCAUAAGAUGAUCGAGUUGUCUUCUGAAGCCAGAGGAGCCUACGACGUGAUGGUGUCUAGUCUGGAGCAGAAGAACCAUGCAGAGGAGGCGGAGCUACACAUCAGCUGCCAGGCGGAGCCUUGUGCUGACAGCACACAUCCAGAAGAACCAGAAUACAUAAAGCUAUGGAGGAAAAUGUUGGUGAAAGAGAAAAACCAGGUGGCGCUAGACUCAUUGUGUUUGCACAAAAAUGAAGAUUGUGACAAAAACACUGAAGAGGAGGAGAGCUGACGGAGGUGAAGAUGGGGAAGGAACUCCAGUGAAGAAGAAAGUGGGCUGGGUUUAAUCAUGUGAUGUCUCUGAACCAAUCAGAAAACAGAUCUGUUCAGGUUGUGAUCAAUAAUGUGAUUUUGUGUUAACAGGAAGUGAUGUAAUAGAGGAGGAGGCUAAAUAUUCAUUGAUCACUUUCUUAUUUUGUUCAACUGUGAAAUAAAGUUUUAGCUUGUAGAAAAAAACGGAACACAUCUGUCAAUCAAACUGUAAACCUGAAGCAUUGCAUCAUGGGAAAACAUGUUUACAUCAUCAGUGUGUGUUUAUUAUUUGACCUGCAGGUUUCCAUAGCAACGCAGCUACACUUCAGGUGUUUAUAAUCAUAGAUUUAAUAUGUUCCAUGUUUGAUGACAUCAUGAGAAAACAUUUGAAACGUGAGUCACAUGACAUUUUAGAUAAGUAGAUUGAACAGAUAAUGUCAGUCUGUGAUGUCAUGUCUCUGUGCAUUUUAAGGCCACGCCUUAAUGUUAAGUGGCUUUUUCUUCAAGGAUUAAAGGUGAAACUCGAACUGCUGAUAAACACACACACUUUGUUUCUGUGAAACAAAUGAAUCACUUUUGUUAAUGAACUGAUGUCAUUUAAUCUUUUCUAUUUUAGGAAAUAAAACUGGAAUGACCUGUCA